Molecule: messenger RNA, 2516 nt
Organism: Asterias rubens (European starfish)
Lineage: Eukaryota; Metazoa; Echinodermata; Asteroidea; Forcipulatida; Asteriidae
Product: microtubule-associated protein 11-like
Exons: 10
Coding region: 83-1936 (617 amino acids)
Biological process (GO): cilium assembly
Cellular component (GO): TRAPPII protein complex
Molecular function (GO): alpha-tubulin binding
Source: RefSeq, a predicted model, not a curated record
UCAAAUUACUCGUAAGAAAAAACCCAUUUGGAUCACCGCCCAUCAGUCCAACUACCCAUGCGCGGAAUUGUACAUUGUAAACAUGGCGGACGAUUUGGACGUGUUGCAGAAAGAGUGCAAAUUUGAGCUGGUUUUCCCGUCGAAAGAGCCAACAGACUGGGUUCAAAUUAAAGAGAUACCGCCAAGAUGUAAAAUUUACUCCGGUGAGCGGAUAAACUUCGCUCUGGUAGUGCAAUAUGUGGGUGAAAAUGGCUGCAAAGAGAGACUGCAGGAUUGGCAGUCGGCUGUACGAUCCGUGCACUGCAAAGCGAAUGUCGGCUGCUCGUCUGCAACAGAAAACAAUGCACUUACCUGUAUUACGAAAUCUCCAGCACGAUCGAAAUCUGGGGGGCGUGUACAUAGCUCCAGACCCUCUAAUUCGAUAAAUAGAUCAACGAGGAUUUGCAAAUCAUUUGCAACAUUCAACAUUGGUAAAAGUGCGACCAGCAGCAAAGAGAGCGAACCCAUUGUACACGAAGACCUUGUCAUAUUUCCUCUAUCAGCAUCCCUGACUACCUUGCCAAGUGCACUACGCACCCUUAUUGUAUCUGUUCACAUCACGAGCCAAGCCACGUCACGGAGAUACACACGAGACAACAACUACCUUGAUCUACUUACGCAGAUGCCAAUGGAGGACGUAUUUCAGUUACAGCGCCCUCUGUUGAGAUGUACAGUUAAAGCUGAGCUGUCGAUUCUACCACCUCCUGAAAUACGAUGUCAACAUGUAGCAGUGGCAGGCAAACAUUUUCUAAUCAUCAAGGUAAACAAUGACUAUGCAGAGAAGUUGAUCCUAGACCAUGUUCAAGUCCUAUGGAAUAAGAACCAUAGUCUACAGCAUUCAUCCCAUCCAGCAGCGUGGCUACAUAGAGCGGAUCAGGUGGCACUCAAUGAUAUCUUAGAUGAGAUGGAUAGCACCUUCAUUGAGAUGGUCACCAGUUCUUCGUACAAUCUACCGUUAUCGUUACAACCGUUAGAACAACAUGCUUUUGUCUUCCAGCUCCACUUCAGUCAAUUCUGGAGAAACAAACCCGCCAAGGGCACUGAGUUGCCACUAUUACUGAGUCUGACAUGGUUUGUGCCGUCCAUGGUGGGCUGUCAGACUGUAUGCACUCACUACUCACUACCCAGCUUGCGGUUAGACUUCCCAUCUUUCAUCAUGUCUGCACAGUGUGAAUCACCCGUACAGGUUGGCGACAGUUUUAACGUAAACUACACGUUACUAAACAAUCUUCAAGACUUCUUGGGAAUAACGUUACUCUGGAUGCCUGGGAACCGCUCUAUGACUGAUACAGAUGAGACGUCGUCUAGGUUCAUCGAGGAAUCGAUAGUUUGUCAACAACCUAAGAUUGACCUAGGGAUGUGUAUCAAAGGAUCGACAACUGACGUCUCAGUCACAUUUCAAGCUGUUCGCUCAGGAGUUCACGAGAUUGGUAAAUUCAUGAAGCUGAAACUGCAGUAUGCAACUCCUCCCAAUCACCAACCUCAACCGUCAACAGCACCCUCAUCGCCAUCAAUCAUACCUCCAGUCACCACGGCAACCACAUCAUCGGACACAUCGCAGACGAACACGUUCCCUCGUAGGGACCGCCGACGUUUCAAACGCCCAACGCUGCCCCGGCAGCAUUCCUUCUCGUCGCUGUAUCAGCGGUUCCAGAUAUCGGGGAACCGUUCUCGGUCUAAUUCCUUCACGAGUGACGAUGACACUCACUCGCUGCCGGGAGAUCUUGCAGAUAGGGGUGAAUCGGCAUCGGCUUCGUGUAACUCACUCAACGGGUCAAGUAGCGUUACCAACAGUCCAGUCAAGACUCAACAAGUGACCACAACCAUCCAGCCACCUAAACCAUCGGUCAGCAUCGACAAGAUUGCCAAGAGGAGAUGUAAAGUCUACAUCUUAUGAACGCUUACUCAAGGUCAAAGGUCACAGUUACACAUAGGUCACGAUGGUUCCACUUAAUUUUGAUAAGUUUUAAGAGAGCGUAAAAAGGCACUGGACACUAUUGGUAAUUACUCAAAAUAAUGUCAGCAUAAAACUCACUUGGUAACGAGCAAUGGAGAGCUGUUGAUAGUAUAAAACAUUGUUGGAAACGACUCUGUCUGAAGUAACGACUCUGUAGUAGGGACUGAAAACCCAAUCCACUUAGUGCCCCCAGUGGGAUACGAACCAGGUCCCAAAGGUGGAAGGCGAGGCAAGACACCCUUUCACCAACCUGACUGCCCUUUUUGAGCAAGCUCGUCUAAGAGAAAAUUAAUCUUGUUCUUGUCUUAUGGUCUACUUCAAUACUCGACAUAAUUGAAAGAUUUUGUAUUUCUCGGUUUCAAUUAGAAAUAACCAGAGAGGUAUUGUUAUUCAAAAUUACCAGACUGCCGGACUUGUUUAUUCAAAAGUUGACUGGCCAUGGCCAAAUCUAAUAAAGCUGUUUAGCAGAAAAUAUGUCUGGACAAUCUUCUUUGCUAAGCAAAAAUUAAAAGGGGCACCA